Molecule: messenger RNA, 1335 nt
Organism: Charadrius vociferus (killdeer)
Lineage: Eukaryota; Metazoa; Chordata; Aves; Charadriiformes; Charadriidae
Gene: TPM3
Product: tropomyosin 3
Exons: 12
Coding region: 12-1004 (330 amino acids)
Biological process (GO): muscle contraction; actin filament organization
Cellular component (GO): actin filament
Molecular function (GO): actin filament binding
Source: RefSeq, a predicted model, not a curated record
CCACCGCCACCAUGGAUGCCAUCAAGAAGAAGAUGCAGAUGCUGAAGCUGGACAAGGAGAAUGCCUUGGACAGAGCUGAGCAAGCUGAAGCGGACAAGAAGGCAGCGGAGGAGAGAAGCAAGCAGCUGGAGGACGAGCUCGCCGCCAUGCAGAAGAAGCUAAAAGGGACAGAGGAUGAGCUGGACAAAUACUCUGAGGCCCUGAAAGAUGCCCAGGAGAAGCUGGAGUUGGCGGAGAAGAAGGCGGCAGACGCUGAGGCAGAAGUGGCAUCUUUGAACCGCCGUAUUCAGCUGGUAGAGGAGGAGUUAGACCGAGCCCAGGAGCGCCUUGCCACAGCUCUGCAGAAGCUGGAAGAGGCAGAGAAGGCUGCAGAUGAAAGUGAAAGAGGCAUGAAAGUCAUUGAAAACAGAGCCCUGAAGGAUGAGGAAAAGAUGGAACUGCAGGAGAUCCAGCUCAAGGAAGCCAAGCACAUUGCAGAGGAGGCAGACAGGAAGUAUGAGGAGGUUGCUCGGAAACUGGUGAUCAUAGAAGGAGAUCUGGAGCGUACUGAAGAGAGAGCUGAGCUUGCAGAGUCUAAAUGUUCCGAGCUGGAAGAAGAGCUGAAGAAUGUCACCAACAAUCUCAAGUCUCUUGAGGCUCAGGCUGAGAAGUACUCUCAAAAAGAGGAUAAAUAUGAAGAAGAGAUCAAGAUCCUGACUGAUAAACUCAAAGAGGCGGAGACCCGUGCUGAAUUUGCUGAGCGGUCUGUAGCCAAGCUGGAGAAGACAAUUGAUGAUUUGGAAGAUGAGCUCUAUGCCCAGAAACUGAAGUACAAAGCAAUUAGUGAGGAACUGGACCACGCCCUGAAUGACAUGACUUCCAUUGCCCGAAGAGCCCUUCGUGAACAGAGUUUUGAUGAAACGGGACACCUCCCGUGGUUUCCUCAGCCUGUCUGUCCAGUGUCCCAGCGUGUGGAUAUCUUCAGUGAUGUGGGUGGGCUCACCUUUGGAGUAAAGCCUACCUAGAGCGCUAGUUGCUGAUCUGAGCUCUCCUCCUGGCUUAAGGAACAUAUAAACUGAAAUCCACCAAAGAGGAGCAUCUCUGCACGCAAAGAAUGCUGGACCAGACCCUGCUAGACCUGAACGAGAUGUAAUGGAUCCCUGCCACUGCCUCUGCCACACGAUGCCUGGGGGGGCCAGCCCAGCCGCUGCUGACCUCUAACCCUUGGGGACCAGAGUUUACUUUCUGUUGCCAACUUGACCAAACGCAAAUCUUCUUUGCCUCAGGGUUAAAGGCCAUCAGGUUGGGCAGAGCUUCAAACAGCAUUAUUAAGGGAAAUGAACAAUGCAAUAAUGU